Dovyalis caffra is the source of this 291-nucleotide messenger RNA. The record is from the annotation of a GenBank genome assembly. Lineage: Eukaryota; Viridiplantae; Streptophyta; Magnoliopsida; Malpighiales; Salicaceae.
AUGCCACACUCUGCCCUCACUUAUUCUGUAACACACUAUAGCAGUUCUGUGGCACCAACUACAUUUAGAUUCCUUGCAGUUUACAGUAUUACUGCACAGGUCCAGCAUUUGCUUGGAUCGUCAGAGAUUCUGAAAAUGCUGGACAUGUGCUUGGAUCAUCAGAAACGCAUAAAAGUGCUGGAUUAUGUUCAGAAAAGAGAAAAAGAAAAAGAUGCUAAACUUCGAUGUGGCAUAGUGAAUUAUAGGCAAGCAGACUUGAGAGAUAGAAAUGAACAUAACGAACCAAAAUGA